This is a messenger RNA of Fusarium poae, 1113 nucleotides long. RefSeq lists its product as uncharacterized. The record is from RefSeq and is a predicted model, not a curated record. NCBI's taxonomy places the organism in Eukaryota, Fungi, Ascomycota, Sordariomycetes, Hypocreales, Nectriaceae. The transcript has 3 exons. The coding region runs from base 1 to 1113 and encodes 370 amino acids.
AUGGAUGACAGAUUCGCGGAUCCCCCUACUCCUACUCUAGAACAAGGGAUUGUCUUUCAGAAUCCCGCCACCACCACUUCUACUGUGAUGACUGACACGGCUGGCACGACUGGCACGACUGGCACGACUGGCACGACUGGCACGACUGGCGGCCCUGGAUGUUCAGCCCCUAUCCCGAAUGGGGCCGGGUGGCCUGUACAUGAGAGCGACCCAGAUGCCAAGUACCUCACAAUCAUAUCAAAGCUUGAAAUCCUGGAGGCCGGGCAGAGUCUGAUUCUGGACGACAUCUCCAUGCUGUCCUACCGGGUCUCCAAGAUUGCCGAAAUGAUCCAGACGCCAUACGGGGCCGGACCAUCUGCUAUCAAGAGCCCCAAAACGAGCUUCUCGAAGAGCCUGCAUACACCCAAAGUGCCUGUUAUCAACGUCAGGAAGCCAGAGACGGAGCCCUCAUCUCCUAAGAUCAUUAUCCCACGAACGGCCAAAUUUGCUCGCUUCGAGAUCCAGUUUGAGUCUCCAGAUCAGAUCGUCGAAGAGUGCGACCUCAAGUCAUCUGACAUCCCAUCGGCCAACGCCGGGUUGGCUCUUCCUGAACAUACUCCUACGAAAUCUACCCCCGGGUCUCUGUCCGUAGCUAGUUCAUGCACUAAGUCUCUAGAAACAUCUGAAGAUCAGAACAUUGAAAUACUUUCUCAACCAGACUAUCACGUUGAAAAGUGUAUUCCUAAACGAUCGGGCGGAAGCGCUUCAUCCUCUCUGUCGUCCGAGGAAUCUGAGCUAGUCAGACAAGGGCAAGAUGGAGAGGACGAGGCAUCCGGGCCAGUCAUCCAGCGACUGGCGAACAACGAUGCCCUCUUCAGCUACUUUGUACGCUAUCUAUCAAAUCCAAAGACCAGCUUCAUCCGACAGAUCGCCACCGUGCCCGACGAAACUGCCCACUUCCUGGCACGCAGCUUCCAAGACGCUGUCAGAAAGCCUAACCAAGCGGCACCCAUCGCUGGUCCUGAAUUCUCUGAGAUCCGUGAAACUGUCGAUAAGAUGAGUAGCAACACUCGUGUCGACCUGUAUAUUGAACUCAGUCAGCGGUACCGCAAGAUUUAUGGGAUGGGAAACUAG